AACUGGUGCGGAAUCGUGAAUAUGGCCACCGGUGUUUGAGCUUCUCGUGUAAUUUCUUGAACGAGCAGAACAUUUAAUCUUAAACCGACAGACAAGACAGCCAAUGAAAUAUAACACUUACUCGUUUCGGACGAUAGCAAGUGUGUAAGCAAGUGAUCUAGGAAGGAGUCAUGGCUAGUCCAAGGACCAGGCGCGUGCUGAAGGAAGUGAGAACAAACGAUGGCAACAAUAUUUGCUUUGAGUGUGGUGCAUUCAAUCCGCAAUGGGUGAGUGUGACCUAUGGAAUAUGGAUCUGUCUGGAAUGCUCCGGGAAGCACCGCGGCCUUGGAGUGCAUCUCAGCUUUGUGCGCUCGGUGUCCAUGGAUAAAUGGAAGGACGUGGAGCUGGAGAAGAUGAAGGCGGGCGGCAACGAGAAGUUCCGCCUUUUCCUGGAGCUGCAGGACGACUACGACCCCAACUGGAACAUGCAGGAGAAGUACAACAGCAAGGCUGCAGCCCUCUUCAGGGAUAAGGUUAUCACUGAGGCCGAUGGGAAGGAGUGGUCCCUAGAGAACAGCUCUGCCAAAGACUGGACACCACCUCAGAACAAGACAGGCCUCUCCUCCUCACACCGCUCCGGUGGCCCGGGCCAGUCUUCUGGCCAGCCUUCAGACAAGGCAUUUGAGGACUGGCUGAGCGACGACGUCAACUCCUACCAGAGUGGAGGUGGUUAUGGUGGGCAGGAGAACCGCUACGUGGGCUUUGGCAACACGGUCAAUCCCCCCAAGAAGGACGAGGACACAUGGAACAAUGCUAUGUCCUCACUUUACACGGGCUGGAGCAGUUUCACUGUCGGGGCAAGCAAGUUUGCAUCUGUUGCUAAGGACAAUACGGUGAAACUUGCCAACCAAGCAACUCUGAAGGCCUCAGAGUUAGGACAGACAUUAAAUGAGAAUGUUAUCAAACCGACCCAAGAAAAGGUAAAAGAAGGAAAGUUGCUCGACGAAAUGGCUGUGAGCCUCUCUGGUUUUGCCUCAAAGGUCCAGGGGGCAGGUGCGAAAGGCUGGAAGGACAUGAACCAGUUCUUCAGCGGCGAACCAAAGGAUGGUGACGGCGAGGGCUACCAGAACAUGGAUGGCUACCAGAGCGGCGGCGGAGGCGUUGGCGGGGCCGAGAACGAGGGCUGGGAGACCUUCGGCAGCGACUCCAACAAGCCCAAGAAGUCACCCAGCAGCGACAGCUGGACCAACGUGGACAACUCGGCCGGCAAGAAGAGCUCCGACAGCUGGGACAACUGGGGCUCGGAGGGCCAGUCCAACAACAAGCACAGCACCGGGGACAGCUGGGAGACCUGGGACACCAACUGGGAAAAUAACGCCGGAGGAGGAGGAGGAGAGGGUGGGAAGGCCAGUAAGAAGAGCCCCACCCCUGCCCCUGCCGCCGCCCCUGCCCCUGCCCCUGCCAAGCCGGCAGAGGAGUCCUGGGAUGCUGAUUGGUAGAGAGAGAGAGAGAGAGAGAAAGAGGCGUGUGGUGAUUGGCUGUCGCUGAGCCCCUUUUUCGUUUUGUCGUUUGCCGUGAAAGGUGGGCUGGAGUGGUCUCUCGUAAUGACUUAAAAACAAAAAACAACUGUGUCAGAUGUGUGAAAUUGGAUGUGUCCUUUGUUUGUUUGUUGGUGUAAUUGUUCCCUUUUGAUUUACUGAAGUUGAUUCUGUUGCUCCAUUUUGUUUAGUUUGUUUUUGCCCCCAAAAAGUGAAGAGGUGAUUUUAUGAGGGUGUGAUUUGGCAGUGGUUGCAGAUUGCUCCUCCUGGCGGCAUUUUGUUUUGUUUUGAUUUGAUUUGAUUUAGCUCCUCAGAGGUACUGGUAGCAGCAGACUGCUGGAUAAACUGCAUGUAGGCGAUUCCUCCUUUCAACGCUGCAGAUGAUGCUCGAAUCUGGCUGCUGGUGUUUUGAUCAGUUUGUUUUAGAAGCCAGCCACAUGUGGGCCAGUCUCUGCCCUAGUCUGUCAUGCACUUUAAGUCUUUCAUAUAUUCGACUUAAAACGUGUUGUUUAUGGCCUCAAGCCCAUUUUUCUUUAAUCAUCUUUUUCUAGUUCAUUUUUUAACGUUGCGUUUUUGACUGGACCCAACCUUUCUCAAAAUAUUUAGACAUAUUCAUGUUUUUUUGUUGUUAUUUUUGUUUUUUUUUCCAUUCAUUUGAUGUUUCUCAUCUCCGAUUUUGCACCAUCUCGUCACAAGCCUCAUGUAGUUAACACAGAAGGUCAGUUCUGCCCCAUGUCCUGCAGAGACUGUAGGGUUCAUUUGAAGUAUGCUGUGGACUUCAAAAGCAAAUGAGCAAACAACUAGCGACAUCAAAGAGGGGGAGUGGGGGAAAUCUACACACAAUCUACCCCUCCAUGAUCCAUCAGGUCAGACUCUAACAGUCGAUCCCAACCACUGGGACGUCAGUUUUGUUCCGUGGCUGUAGUGGACACCUUUGUGUGUGAGUGUGUGUGUGUGUGUGUGUAUGGCGUGUUGUGAAUUAUGUUUGUGUGUGCGUGUCCAGCUGUGCGUGUAUGAGUGUUGUAUGAUCUUGUGACUAUUUAUCCACUGCAUCAUUUUUUUUGUACCGACUUCCUUUUGAGAACUGAAGAUACAGACACAUGGACCUCAAUAUGCCCUCUCUCCUCCUCAUAAUCGGAUAUGCAUACGCUACUGGAGAAGUAGACGAGACGCCCAUCUCCAUGGCAGUGAUAUUUUCGAACCUCAGUAUUCUGGCCCGAUGAUCAGGGUCAUCAUGGUUGAUGGCUACACUCCCCUGUGUUUUAGAUCUCUGUACAUUACAGAUGUGCUUUUUUUGUCCCAAAAGCGCCAUUGGACAUGUGUUGGUCUAUGUACCAUUACUCUGUCUCGUCUGUCUCCAUAGCAUAGCACUUGGUGUCUAUUCGUUUCUUUGUGCUUUGUGUCCCUUACCAUUGCACAAUGCUCUGCGUCUCAGGUUGAAAUCUCUGAGCCGCGUAUGCAACCAUUCUCGUUUCAUGGAGAGGAAAAAAGUGCCGGCUUGCAUGAUGGGCAUUUGCCCUCAUGAUAUUUUUUUUAUUAUUUUAAAUGGUUAGUGGGGUGAUUCAAGAUGUGUUGUCCCUUUUUGUCAGUACCAUUUUCCCACUCCUUUCUCUUGGAAAAAGCAAACCAAACAUACCUUUCCUGAUGUUUUGAGGUAGGCCUACACAACUGCAGGCUCCAGCUCUUUCCUAACUCACAUGGUGCCCGGGACCUCCCACGGGAUGUGAUGUGUACUCCUCACUGAGAGUGAGCAUGCCUGGUUGGCUUGGUGAUCACUAACUGCCAUGCUGUUUUAAACAUCACCUAUGGAGCAGCCCAGCUCUACUGUAUACACCACCACUGGCUGUGUGCCUCGAGAAGGUGAUUUUAUUAUAGCCAUUCAUUAACCCAGCAAGACAUGGCCCCUGCUACAAAUCAGCUGUUACCAGAAUGGCAAUGACCAAGUCGUAAUGCAUUGCUAUCCCAGUGCACCAUCCUAGUGGUCUACGGUAGUACUAUGAUAGUUGUGUUUUUUCAGUGACUAUUACAGCGUUCCACUGGUGGAUCGACGGGCGUUAAGGGACUACUGGCCGUCCAUUGGUGGACCUAAUGUACGAAUGUGGUGACCUGAGGAAAAUGGUUAAUGUAAACCAGGUAGUUGUGAAUCUGAAAGAAAAGCCGUUGGCCUGCGUCUUUGUUUAGAGAACGAAGCCCUGUGCUCGUUUACUAACAGAUUCACAAAUCUCCAUCUCCAUCUCAGUCUCUUUUGAUGAAUUAAUGCAGGAUUCUUUUUCCUUAACCAUUUCCAUAGUACACUCCCUUUGUCUCAGGCAGACAUGUGUGUCCCUCAGAUGUUUUGCAUCUGUUGUCGGUCAUGGUGUGUAUGAGAGGAGUGCGUUAGCCCACGGUCAUCUGCAUGCUUUGCACCUGGUGGUGAUGCAUGUCUUGUCAAAAGUGGAUACAGUUUGAUUAUAGUGGAAUGAAUGUUUUGGGAGGAGUAAAAAACAAAAAAAUUGACUUUUAACAGCCAAGUGCAUUCCUUGGAAUAUAUUGAAUACUAAAAUGUGGUGCAAUGCUUGUAUUGUGCAUCUUCCCGCACCCCCCUUGUUCGAAAUAUUUAUUGCGGUCUGUCUGUCAUAUAGGGCCUUGAUGAGCUGCUGUUUGUGAAACGUACAACUUGGCUGUUUGUGUGUGCGUGUGCGUGUGCGUGUGCGUGUGCGUGCGCGUGCGUGUGUGUGUGUGUGUGUGUGCGCGUGCGCGUGUGCGUGCCAUGAAUUUCUGAGUGUAGUUGAGAGGUCCUAUUUCUGAAGAAAUCACCAAACUCAUUCAGUCAAUGAGGUGUUAUAAUUUCCUCUCCUCUUAUUUAAACCGUGCUGGUUUUCUUUUAUACUGUCUUUUUUUAUUUUUCUGAAAUAUAUCCCAUAUUUAUAUUAAUAGGUAACGGAAAUAACAUAGAUCAUUGUGAUGUAACUUACUACCAUAACACUGCAGUCUGAGUCUGGGGAAAUCGAAUGCUCUAUUUUCACUUUGUCUUUAACAUGAAAGUCAGAAUAUUUCUAUAUUGUCAGUUAAUCAUGUUUAAAAAAAAAAAAAACAACAACCAGCCGAAGUGUUGUAUGAUGUGUUGACAACUUGCAACCCUGUAAUAAUUUCUCUGUUUGAUUCUAACAUGAUGUCCUCCUGUCAUUGUAAAUUUGAACCAUUUACAUAUCUGGAAACAAAAGCUAUUUUUGGAUGUACAAAACAUGAUGAAAAUUAAUGCGUUUUAAAUUGUACUUAAGUAAGCCUAUGUCAUAUGUUAAGAUAUGUAAAUGUGUUGGUGUGAUGCUGUGUAUCGGUGCGCCCCUCCUAGUCCCACCCACAAUGUUCCCAACACGACCCCCAGUUCCCCCCCCUUCAUCGAGAUCUGCACGCUUUCUACGUGGUAAUAGGCUUGGUGGAACUGAAAACUCCAGUGUGUCUGGGUGUGUGAAACUUUUUCAUUCCGCAAAAGCCUGUCAGAAACUCUGGCUGUACAGGACCGUUAUUGCAGUGUGCGUCACUGAAGUUCAUUCAUUAUAUGUCGUCAGAAAGAAAUAAAGAGAUAUAUGAGCGAUAUCUUUA
Molecule: messenger RNA, 5099 nt
Organism: Engraulis encrasicolus (European anchovy)
Lineage: Eukaryota; Metazoa; Chordata; Actinopteri; Clupeiformes; Engraulidae
Gene: arfgap1
Product: ADP-ribosylation factor GTPase activating protein 1
Exons: 13
Coding region: 171-1478 (435 amino acids)
Biological process (GO): regulation of ARF protein signal transduction; regulation of endocytosis
Cellular component (GO): Golgi membrane
Molecular function (GO): GTPase activator activity
Source: RefSeq, a predicted model, not a curated record